Molecule: messenger RNA, 2294 nt
Organism: Gadus morhua (Atlantic cod)
Lineage: Eukaryota; Metazoa; Chordata; Actinopteri; Gadiformes; Gadidae
Gene: ddah2
Product: DDAH family member 2, ADMA-independent
Exons: 6
Coding region: 1042-1929 (295 amino acids)
Source: RefSeq, a predicted model, not a curated record
CCUGUCGCGUCCCACGUUGCCAAUAAAGUUAUUUACAUUUUUUGGUAUGUUUGUUAUUUAUGUUACAGAAGUAUUGAGUGCCACAGCCUAGAUCCCAGCAGAUCUCUCGGCGCUGCAUUGGUUAGAGCCAGUGGUUACCUGCUUUGUAGACUGGGGUUCAAAUACAAGGGAGGCCGGCUCCAUGAAGCCACGAUGUGGUGAUGAGGUUUUGGAGAUGUAACAAUGACGCAUGAAUCUUUACGUUAAGUAUGACCCCCGACUUAGCGCUGCAGGCCUCCCACACCCCAGGGGGUUGGGUCUGGGUUCAAGUUCUGGUGAGGGGCCGUCUCCUUGGCAACCAAACCUACCGGUUGAGAUCUUGAAUGGUAAUGUCCAGUGUGACCUCUGAACCGACCGGGGCAGGCGAGUCCCCGUGGGAACUUCUUAUUUUUAUGUGAUUUGUAAGCUCAAGUAUGACUCCCGAGAACAUCAUACCCGCUGUCUCUUUAGCGCAUCUCGGAAAGAGAGAGGAGAGUAGGGGUUUGUGUCCGUUGAAACCUCAUGUCCUUGUGAAACUUUGGUUGUCAUGGGAAUUGUAAUGUCAUGUACAACUUGUGAUCAUUGGUCAUCGUCCCUGUCUCAGUGGCGCAGGGGUCAGCACUGUUGGGCAACCCUCUGGAGGCUAUAUAGGCCUACUAUACCGUCACGUAUAACCUCCAACUAUAACAGGUUGCCAGUCUCAGUGGGGCAGCAGAGAGCUGUUGGCUAAAGCUCGGUGGAUCAGGGUUCAAGUCCUGCUGGUUUUCUUUAUUACAGACAGUGUGUUCCUCAAGGCUUCGUCUGGGCCGCCCCCGGACCCCUGUGGUCCUGACCCUGAUCCAAGUGGCCCCUCGUCGCAGAAUCCCAGAUCAACUCACUUCCUGUUGGCCGCUUCAUUGUCGGGAGAGGAAGAACCAACUCCUAAUUUGGUCCUCCGGCGUUCCGUCGCUUUAAGACAGAGCGACCAACAACCACCGCUGCUACUCCCCGCUCCUCCACUUCCUGUUGGAGGCUGCCUUGGCGAUGGCCAACGUGUGCACGUACGGGCGCUUCACGCACGCCAUAGUGCGUGGCGUCCCCACCUCCUUUGGCCGGGGGGGCGAGGACCGGGCGGAGGAGGGGGCGGAGCCGGCGGCGGCGACCGUGGACCUGGCGAAGGCGCAGCGGCAGUUUGGCGUGCUGACCGGCGCCCUGCGGCAGAAGGUGGGGCUGCAGCUGAUCGAGAUCCCCCCCGACCCAGAGCUGCCGGACAGUUGGAGGGUGGAGGACGUGGCGGUGAUCCAGGGCGACACCGCCCUCAUCACCCGCCCCUUCAGGCUGCAGAGACGGGCCGAGGCGGAGGCGGUGCGCCGGGUGGUGUCGGAGCUCAGCCUGACGGUGGUGGAGAUGGGGGCGGAGGAGGGGGGGGACUCCGGGGGGGCCACCCUGGAGGGCAGCGACGUGCUCUUCACCGGACGGGAGUUCUUCGUGGGGAUCUCGGACCACACCAACUACAGAGGGGCCGAGGUGCUGGCCGACACCUUCAGGGACUUUGCUGUGUCCACGGUGCCCGUGUGCGGUGGGGCCCGGCUGAAGAACAUUUGCUCCAUGGGGGGGCCCGACACCAUCGUCAUUAGCAACAGCGACGGGGCCAAGAAGACGCUUCGGAUGAUGGAGCAGCUGACAGACCACCGCUACGAGGUUCUGGCCGUGCCGGAGGACGCCGCCGCCAACUGCAUCUACGUCCGCGGUGCCAACCAGCGGGACUUCCUGCUGCACCGCCCGGCCGAGGAGUGCCCCGAGAGCAUGGAGGCCCUACAGAAGCUGCAGGACUACACCUUCCUGCCCACGGCCUGCAGUGAGGCGGGCAAACUGGGAGCAAACCUGUCCUCCCUCUGCCUGCUGGUCAACCGCAAGCACACCUACUUCUGAAUAAACUAUAUACGCCUUCAAAACAUGGAGCUAUGCUAACACCCUGUGCCAUCAGUAGCUUUGGCAUCAACGCACUAACCAGAUACGCAGUUUAUCGGAUAAAGUGGCGAGCAGCAGAACUACGCCCCCUGCUGGUCGUUUUGUAUAUAACCACCGUCACACCCUACCCCCUCGUAUAACUUUUCCAACCAUUUAGGUCGAGGGGUUUGAAGUUACUGCAUGCACUUGAUUUGCAGCCUAGUAGGGAUGAGAAGUUUAAGUGAAGGACCGAAGGCUCUUUAGAUUGUAUGCCCAUUAAAUGUUUACGUUUUUAAUGUGUGAUCUCACAUUAACAGUUGCUAAUAAAACUAGACUUCCUUUCCUAA